Vombatus ursinus (common wombat) is the source of this 2826-nucleotide messenger RNA. RefSeq names its product serpin family A member 10 (gene SERPINA10). The transcript is spliced from 6 exons. Gene Ontology annotation, molecular function: serine-type endopeptidase inhibitor activity. Bases 235 to 1656 code for a protein of 473 amino acids. Gene Ontology annotation, biological process: blood coagulation; negative regulation of endopeptidase activity. The record is from RefSeq and is a predicted model, not a curated record. NCBI's taxonomy places the organism in Eukaryota, Metazoa, Chordata, Mammalia, Diprotodontia, Vombatidae.
UUUCAACUUUAUUUUGAAUGGAAGACCAUCAGCAGGGUGACAGUGGAACCACUGUGUUGGUUCUGCUGGAUGUAUGUAAAUAUAGUGAAGACCACCGUUGAAAGGAAAAUCCUUUUUUGGGGCUUUUAUGCUAAUUAAUGAGGCAAAACUCAGGACUACAAGAAUUAAAAGGAAUUUAUUACAAGUACUUCAAAGCAGCAACAUGUUGAUGGACUGAUCAAUGCAGAUCAGCAAAUGGCUUCAAGAUGGGUGACUUUUACUGGAAACUUUCAUAAUGAGAACUACACUCACUCGGCCUCCAAAACCAACACUAUGAAAACAGCCUUCUGCCUCAUCCUCUUCUUCUUGGAAGUAUGGAUGGUAUUGGGCACUGCUAAAGACUGGGAACCAGGGAAGAUGGAAACCCACCUGGAGGUUUUGGAGAACCACACUUUCCUCAACCACAGCCAAAUGGAUGGAGACAUACAACAUCCUCAGAGGAAAGAUGCCAUGACAUCACCCGAGGAGGAGCCCUGGCCAACAUUAGAUAGGUGGAAACUCUUAGAAAAGAACGCCAACUUUGGGUUCAACCUGUUCCGAAAAAUCGCUAUGAAACAUGACGGCAACAUAGUUUUCUCUCCUUUCUGCCUUUCCUUUGCAAUGACUACUUUAUUGCUGGCAGCCAGAGGGCAGACCCGAUCCCAGAUCAUAGAGGGCCUCAAUUUGCAGGAUCUAAGCAGUUCAGAGACAACUUUCUUGCCUUCUCUCUUCAAGGAGCUCAAAGAUCAGAUCUCCCAAAACCAGGAGCUGGCUUUAUUGAAAGGGAGUUUUGCCUUUAUCCACAAGGAUUUUGAUGUCAAAGAGACUUUCUUCAAUUUGUCCAAGCAGUAUUUUGACAUGGAGUAUGUACCUGUGAAUUUCCACAAUGCUACACAGGCCAAGAGUUUCAUGAAUCAUUAUGUGGACAAGGAGACCAAGGGGAAAAUUCCCAAACUCUUUGAUCAGAUUAAUCCUGAAGCUAAAUUAAUUCUUGUGGAUUACAUUCUAUUUAGUGGUAAAUGGCUAUCUGCAUUUGACCCUCUUCUCACUGAAGUUGAAACCUUCCACCUGGACAAAUAUAGAACUACAAAAGUGCCUAUGAUGUACAGGUCUGACAAGUUUGCUUCAACCUUUGAUAGGAACUUACGUUGCCAAGUCCUCAAAUUACCCUACCGAGGAAAUGCAAGCAUGCUAGUAGUCCUUGUGGAUAAAAUGGGGGAUCACCUUGCCAUAGAAGACUACUUAACUGUAGAGCUGGUGGACAAAUGGAUCAGAAACAUGAAAACCAGAAAAACGGACGUUUUCUUUCCAAAGUUCAAGCUAGAUCAGAAGUAUGAGGUACAAGACAUCCUUAAGCAGAUGGGAAUAAGAGCGGUAUUCUCACCCUGGGCUGAUCUGAGUGAACUCUCAGAUCCAGCGAGGAAUCUGAAAGUGUCUAAGGUACAUAUGAUAAUGCAUAAGAUGCAGGCGGGGCAGGAAGAGAAUUGUCCUCAUCCCAGGUUAGUUUUGGUUGUGCUUCUAGCUUCUUGUGGAAAUCUGCUGGGAGUGAAGAUGAAGAUAGUAUUUACUGCAGGGAAGUCUUCGUGCUUUCUGCCUCAUAUUUUAACCAAGUUUUCAGCCACUAAAACAUGGCAGUAGGACUAGUUUGACAAUAAGGCUUUAGGACUCAAGUGGACUUUAUUCUGUUGCCUACAAUGAUGGACAUGGACAUUAUUGGAGUACAGUCGGAAAGAUAAAGAGCUUGGAAGGAAUGGGCCUGUAAGAAAGUUUCUCCUUAAAAUUAGCUUUUAUUUUCUUCGAGUGCUAAAGAAAUUGUUUCUUUAUAAACCAUUAGAGUGUCACUCACUGGUGGCUGAAAUGAGGGGAAAUAAUUGUAGUUAUACACUCAGCACUGCCUCUGGCUCAGUGAUGUCAACUCAGUUGAGAUGUUUUUCAGGCAAAUUUAAAAGGAUGGUGGUAGAAUCACAGGAUAUGAUGGCUCAAUGGGUCCUUACAGAUUACCUAAUCCACAUCUAUCAUUUUAGAUUAUGAAACUACAGUGAAAUUGUAGUUGCCAAAGAUCACACCGCUAGUCAGUGAUAGAACCGGGACUACAGUUAAGUCUCCUGUCUUCCUGUCCGGGUCUCUCUCCAUUACACCAAGCGACGGUAAUUAAAGCCUAUCUAAUAAACAAAUGCCUUCCAACAAACUUUACAAAAAUCAAGCAGUGUUUCUGCUUCUCCAAAUUGCCUGUAAAAGCCAACAAAGCAGCAAGACACAAGAUGAUAACAAAAACAAAAAUGAUAAAGAAUAAACUCGCUUAUUCCUUCAGAAAAAAGUUGAGUAGCUCAUUAAGGGGAUUAAUUUCCAUGUUCUUUUGAUUAUAUGCUUUAUUAUUCAUUAUAAAUGUAUUCAACCAUUUUUGUUUCAUUUCUAACAUUUAAAACCGACUGAAAAUGAAUUGCUUGUUUGUUCUUUUUGUUCAGUGAUUUAAAUUGGGAGUGAACUACAAGAUAUUAUUUGUAUUCCAAUAAUGUGAAUUAGUAAUGUUCACACACAAGACCCUAUAAUGGCAGGGAUAUGAUAAUGGAUAAAUGUUUGUUGAAUUAAAAUGGAUUUAUACCUCCAUAAAGAAUCUUGCCACUCAUUAACUCUAGGUUGCUUUUGGUGAGUGGUUUGCUUGUGUACUAGUUAGUUCAAUUUAUUUGUGGGAAAACAGCAAAGCAAGGAAUAGAGGGAAUAGUCUAAGCAUAAGUAAACUACUUUAUUUUAUUUUAAUUUGGUCAAGGAAAACAUCAUAGGAUCAUAGAAUUUCAAGUUGGAAGGGAC